Molecule: messenger RNA, 1941 nt
Organism: Penicillium pulvis
Lineage: Eukaryota; Fungi; Ascomycota; Eurotiomycetes; Eurotiales; Aspergillaceae
Gene: rgd1
Product: putative Rho GTPase activator (Rgd1)
Exons: 9
Coding region: 1-1941 (646 amino acids)
Biological process (GO): regulation of GTPase activity; signal transduction
Cellular component (GO): cytoplasm
Source: RefSeq, a predicted model, not a curated record
AUGAUGUCCGACUCAGCACUUCCAGAACCGACCGCGUUGCCCACGCUGGGUGAUGCGCCCCCGAGCAGCGCCGGUCGCUCGUCCGGUCACACCCACGAAACGCCCGAACAGCCACCUGCCGUCAUUUCCGACGAGCUUAAGGCACGCCUCGACAAAGUUAUUUAUUCAGAGAUAGGUAUUACUACCCUCCUGGCUCGGUUGAAGCAAAGUGUAGCCUCCGCCAAAGACUUCUCUACCUUUUUGAAGAAGCGUGGCGCAUUGGAGGAUGAACACGCUCAGGGGUUAAGGAAACUGUCCAAGGCCGUGAACGAUGCCGCGCUCCGCAGCGAUAAUCGCCAAGGAACCUACAGCUCCAGCUACAAGGAUAUUCACCGACUGCACGAGCGCAUGGCCGAAUGUGGCUUGCAGUUUUCCGUUUCUCUCCACCAGAUGUCCGAAGAUUUACAAGAGCUAUCCUCCAAUAUCGAACGCGGCCGCAAGCAAUGGAAGCAGACAGGAUUGGCAGCGGAGAAGAAGGUCGCCGAUGCAGAAUCGCAAGCGGAGAAGGCAAAGGCCAAGUACGACUCUUUGGCAGAACAGUACGACCGUGUCCGCACGGGUGACAAACAGGGCGGCAAGUUUGGCUUGAAGGGUCACAAGUCCGCUGCGCAGCAUGAGGAGGAUCUUUUGCGAAAGGUUCAGCAUGCGGAUGCGGAUUAUGCGUCAAAGGUUCAGGCGGCGCAGGCAGCUCGCCAGGAGUUGGUGGCCACCCACCGGCCUCAGGCCGUGCAUAAUCUCCAGCAGCUGAUUGCGGAGUGCGACUCGGGGUUGACUCUACAGCAGCAGAAGUUUGCUACUUUCAACGAGAAGCUCCUGCUGGGCCAGGGUCUUUGCGUGAGCCCUAUCAAGACAGAAAUGAACGGGUCAAUUGCACCUAAAAGCCUUGCCGAAGUCAUUCGCGAGGUUGACAAUCAGAAAGACUUGCAUGACUUUAUCUUGAGCCACGAAGGAAACCCCGGUGCCGUUGCUGGUCCAGAGGUUCAAUAUCAACGCCACCCUACUCUUGGUGGCGGACCAGCUGCAGCCUCGCAACAGAGUCUUCAAGCCAAGCGCCAAUCCUCUAUUCCUACGGCAUUCAUCCAGCCAAACGUCUCUCCGAGCCCUCAGUUGGGGAGUACCGAUCGAUUCCAACAGUCACCCUACCCAACACAAGUGGAAUCUCCUGCGCCUCCGCCAGCUCAGCCAGCUCAGCCAGCUCAGCCUCCUUACCCCUCCGGGCCACCAUCUCAUGAACCUCUUCCAAUGGGUGCUGCGCCAAUGAUGCACCCACCGCAAAUGGAUAAGACCAGCUUGCCUCCUCUGAAGCCCGUAUUUGGGUUGUCAUUGGAUGAUUUGUAUGCCCGGGAUGGAACUGCAGUGCCGUUCAUUGUGUAUCAAUGUUUCCAGGCUAUUGAGCUUUUCGGUCUCGAUCUGGAGGGUAUCUAUCGACUAUCUGGCAGUGCCAAUCAUAUUAAUCACAUGAAGGCGCUAUUCGAUAACGACUCGUCGCAGAUCGACCUUACAAAUCCGGAAAACUUCUAUCAUGAUGUUAAUAGUGUCGCUGGGCUUGUGAAGCAAUUCUUCCGGGAUCUUCCUGAUCCUCUGUUCACAUCUGAAUACUACACCCAGUUCGUCGAGGCUGCCCGCGUCGAUGAUGAUACCCAACGCCGAGAUAAAUUGCAUGCCCUUAUCAACAACUUGCCUGAUGCUCAUUAUGCCACUCUGCGUGCUAUCAUCUUGCACCUCAACAAGGUUCAAGAACACUCUUCACAGAACCGCAUGAACGCUGGCAACAUUGCUAUCUGCUUUGGACCAACCUUGAUGGGUGCUAACUCCGGUGGCAACAUUGCCGAUGCUGGCUGGCAAGUCCGCGUCAUUGAGACAAUUCUCAACAACACUUUCCAGAUCUUCGACGAUGACUAG